UGAGUGCUGCUGAUGAAGAAAGAAAGAACACAACAACAAUAAUAGUGACUUAGAAAAGUAACAGCAGCGACGGCAACAGAAGCUGAUCAUUGCUGAAUUUUGCAGAGCUCUUUGUCUCCUCUCUUCUCUCUCUCUCUCUCUCUCUCUCUCUCUCUCUCUCUGUCAUCUGCCUCUCUACCUCACUUGUGGCCUCAUCGCAGACACAAAAUACAAAAGCUUUGAAGCUCAGAGGUUAACAUAACAAACACACUAACACUACAAAGUUUGAGUCUUUGACACAAAACAACUGAGAUAGCUCAGAGAAAAGAAAAGGGAGAAUGGGAGAAGGAAGAAGAAGAGGGACUUCAAAGCUGAGAGAAGCAGCAAGGAAGGUGGCUGUCGCAGCAGCAUAUGCAUGUGGCUCAUUCUCAAGGAGAAAGGCUUUGCUGGAUCCAGUCUCCAUUGACACCUCUUGUAGUCUAUCUGCCACUGCCUCAAAUUCCUCAUUUUUGUCCCCAUCAACAACAAAAAAUUCUUCAGAGGAGGUAAUGGAAGAAACAUAUUCUUGUAUCACUACCAAUAUCAACAAUGAGCUUCAUAGUAAGAAUUUGUGUGCAAUAUGUUUAGAUCCUCUGAGUUACCAAAGCAAGGGCAGCAGUCCAGGCCAAGCUAUAUUCACUGCUCAGUGCUCUCACGCAUUCCAUUUUGCCUGCAUCUCUUCCAAUGUCCGCCAUGGUAGUGUCACUUGCCCCAUUUGCCGUGCCCAUUGGACCCAGCUCCCACGCAACCUAAACAACAACCUUGGUCCUUUCACUUCUAGUAACCAAAGUGACCCCAUUCUUCGAAUCCUCGAUGAUUCUAUUGCUACCUUCCGUGUUCAUCGCCGUUCUCUCUUGCGCUCUGCGCGUUAUGAUGACGAUGAUCCUGUUGAGCCUGAUGAAACACAUGAGAGUCCAAAGCUGGGUUUCUCUCUUGUGCCUAUUCCACCAAAUGCACCAACCGGUUACCAUCCAGCUUUGCAAGUGACUAAACAUGCCUCAUGUCCUUGCCAUCUAUCCCUUCAUCCUCUAUCUUGCAGUUCCUCAUCACUGUUACAAUCUCCGCCCAUGCAAACACCUUAUAUCAUGUGUCCCUCUUCCAAUAGAGCUUAUCUCUCUGUGAAACUGACCCAUGAACGUGCCACUGACUUGGUCUUGGUUGCCAGUCCCAAUGGACCACACUUAAGGCUUCUCAAACAAGCAAUGGCUCUUGUGGUUUUCUCCCUCAGACACAUAGACCGCUUGGCCAUUGUCACAUACUCCUCAGCCGCAGCUCGUGUCUUUCCCUUAAGACGCAUGACAUCCUAUGGAAAGCGCACCGCCCUUCAAGUCAUCGACCGUUUGUUCUACAUGGGGCAAUCGGAUCCAGUUGAAGGGUUGAAGAAAGGUAUCAAGAUACUUGAAGACCGCGUGCACAAGAACCCGGAGUCAUGUAUCCUGCACUUAUCAGAUAAUCCUACAAGACCAUACCAUGCAGUAAACAUGGAACUGCCAUCUACACCAAUUCAUAGAUUUCAUGUGGGGUUUGGCUUUGGCACUUCUAGUGGAUUUGUUAUACAAGAGUUUGAGGAGUUCUUGGCAAAGAUGCUGGGAGGCAUUGUGCGCGAAAUCCAGCUGAGAAUAUGUGGGGCUGGGGAGGAAGUUGGCAGUGGCAGAGUCAUAAGAAUAGGAGAGAUAAGAGGUGGAAAAGAAAGAAGGAUUCUGUUGGACCUUGGUGAUUUCACUCAUGUGUAUGUGGAAUAUAGCUACAUUGAAGGGGAAAUUGAUGAAUGUGUUAGGAGGACAGGGGAAACUGUUGUAGGUGUUGGAGAACAUAAAGAUGAUGUUUUAGAAAAUGGUGAGGAAACAGUGAGGGAUAUGAACACAGGUGGUGGUAGGAGUAGCAGUGUUGAAAGCUGGGACUUUCAUGAUCCUUACAUGGCCAGAAGAUGGGCCAAGCAUUUGCAUGGUUAUAGACUUUGAAAUUGCAACCAUUAUUUUACAUAGACCAAUGCAUUUCUGAGGCUAUUUUGGUCAAGGCCAUCCCUGCUGUCUUCAAUUUUUAGCUAGACCUGCAAUCGUAUAGAAUUUGAAAAAAUAGACAAUACACAAGAUUAUUUCUUCACACAACCAAGAAAAGAAGGAAAAAGAAAAAGGCACUGUAAAUGAUUUUUCUUUCAAAAAACUUUGGCCAGGGUCCCCAUCAGACAUAUUCUCAAUCUGAUAAUAUUGCAAUUAAAUUUCUUAAUAGCAAAGCUUAAGUCUCACUUGUUUAUUUAAUAUAGUUUUUUUUUAGCAUA
Glycine soja is the source of this 2296-nucleotide messenger RNA. Its product is annotated as probable E3 ubiquitin-protein ligase WAVH2. Lineage: Eukaryota; Viridiplantae; Streptophyta; Magnoliopsida; Fabales; Fabaceae. Bases 318 to 1979 code for a protein of 553 amino acids. The record is from RefSeq and is a predicted model, not a curated record. The transcript has 3 exons.